AAUCAAGCUGUCAGUCUGUCUCCGGUGUGGGUCUGUAAUAUACGCUGCCUUAUCUUUAAACGGAACGUGUCGUAGUCUACCUAACGACCAUGCCACAUGGUAAAAGUGUUGACCAACCGGAAAAUAUGAGGAUCAUUGAAUUGAGGUGGUUUAGACCAGAAUUUAUAUAGAAGAAACUCUGGUCGCAUCAUCAAGGUCCACGAAGAGGUUUCGGAAGACGUUGGCAUAACAUUUACCAGAACACAUAAUGAUGUCAGUCCACCUCAUCGAGAGAUAGCUUCAAGAAAAACGAUAUCCCUCGAAAUUGUGUCCAAGAAGCCUAUGGUAGCCGACUGAGAGGUAAUUGUUUCACUCGACAAUUAAUGCGAAAAUGACAAGACUGCUCUUGAGCCUUCUAGCGUUACGGAAUGCGCUCGUAGAAAUGUUGGCACCCCUUUUACGCGGCAGACAACAUAGACAUCCUUGAGAAAAUAUUCACUGGGAAAAUGGACUAAUAAUGCUCAAGUCUUCAGUGAUGAUAUCAGAAAUACUCAUCAGGUUCUCUUGAGAAUUGGAGAAACAAUAUAUUCAAAGACAAAAUCCUACAAGUUUGGACUUUGUCUGAAGCCCAGAACCAACUGCCAAUUUCACGGAUCGCCUAUCUAUACUAAAGCAUCUUCACAGACUCGCAUUGCGAGUCUGUGAGCAGGCGAGCGAGGGACCCUGUCUGCCCCGCUGUCCAGCGACACCAUGAGCUGGAGCUUCCUCACGCGGCUGCUGGAGGAGAUCCACAACCACUCCACCUUCGUGGGGAAGCUGUGGCUCACCGUGCUCAUCGUCUUCCGCAUCGUCCUCACCGCCGUCGGGGGAGAGUCCAUCUACUACGACGAGCAAAGCAAGUUCGUCUGCAACUCGGGCCAGCCGGGCUGCGAGAACGUGUGCUACGACGCCUUCGCCCCGCUGUCCCACGUCCGCUUCUGGGUGUUCCAGAUCAUCCUGGUGGCCAUGCCCUCCCUCAUGUACAUGGGCUACGCCGUCAACAAGAUCGCUCGUCUGGAGGAAGCCAAGGGAGGCGUCCCCAGCGCCCCCCUGGUCAGAUCGUCCGUAGGUGGGGGGUACACGCACAGGAGGCCCAGGAAGAUUUGCUUCGGGGCCCGGCAACAUCGAGGCAUCGAGGAGGACCAGGAGGAGCAGGAAGACGACCCCAUGAUCUACGAGGUCCCCGAGAUCGAGCCCCCCAAACGCCCCCGCGACCCGCUGGUCCCGACGCCCAAGCCCAAAGUCCGCCACGACGGUCGCCAGCGUAUCCGCGACGAGGGCCUGAUGCGGAUCUACGUGCUGCAGCUGGUGACGCGCACGGCUCUGGAGGCGGGCUUCCUGGCGGGGCAGUACCUGCUGUACGGCUUCCGCGUGGCGCCCGUGUACGUGUGCUCGGGGAAGCCCUGUCCGCACAGCGUGGACUGCUUCGUGUCGCGUCCCACGGAGAAGACCAUCUUCCUGCGCAUCAUGUACGGCGUCACCGUGCUCUGCCUCGGCCUCAACGUGUGGGAGAUGCUCCACCUAGGAAUCGGCUCCAUCUGCGACAUCCUCCGCCGCCGCCGCCGCUGCCCGCCUCCAGAGGACGAGUAUCAGCUGGGGCUGCUGGGAGCCAACGGGGGCGUGGAGGGGCCCGGGGGCGUGCCCGGGCCCGAGGUGGGCGCAGGGGAAGGCUUGGUGGGGGACGGGGGGGCCGAUUACGUGGGCUACCCGUUCUCAUGGAACACCCCGUCGGCCCCGCCGGGCUAUAACAUCGUGGUGAAGCCGGAACAGAUCCCCUACACGGACCUCAGCAAUGCUAAAAUGGCCUGCAAGCAGAACCGGGCCAACAUCGCCCAGGAGGAGCAGCAGCAGUUUGGAAGCAACGAGGACAAUUUCCCCACGGGCGGCGAAGCUCGCGUGGCCCUCAACAAAGACAUGAUCCAGCAGGCCCACGAGCAGCUGGAGGCUGCCAUCCAGGCCUACAGUCAGCAGCACCGGGCCGAGGUUCAGCUGGACGACAAUCAGGACGACAAGCCCCAGAGCAACAUCAUCCAGGCCCAGCCCCAGCCUCAGCCCCAGCCUCAGCCCCAGCCUCAACCGCAGCCUCAACCGCAGCCUCACAAGGAGCGUAAGCACCGCUUCAAGCACGGAAAGGGAGGGGGCAGCGGUGGAGGCAGCAGUAGCAACAGCAGCAGCAGCAAGUCAGGGGAGGGCAAGCCCUCUGUGUGGAUAUGAACCCUCAUGCUUAUAAAUACACACACACGCACACUCCUGGCCUAGCCUCAAGGCCCCAUGUCCAUGUGGUUAGGAUGGGUGUUGGAGAGGGAUGUGGUGACGAGCUGAAGUGGUUGAAUAUAUUAACACCGUGUCAGUGCCUUGAAUUUAAGAAUCCCACUUGCUGGAAAACAAAUGGUGCGUUUUUAUGUCUGCAGCUUUAUUUAUUCAGCCGUUCACUUGAAUCACCACUACUUGGAUUGAAACUAGCGUAUCGAGUCUGUUGUUGUCUUGUGUUUUGUACCUCCGAUCCUGAGCGGACUGUUGCCCCUGUUGUCUUCCUGUUAUUUCAGUCUUCCUAAGGGUGGAGAAACUUGAAACUGAGACAUUUUAAUCGUCGUCAUUUUCUUCAAGGUUUCUGAUUGUUUUCAGAUUUAAAUCUACAGAUAUCAUGGCUGCCCCUUUGCAAGGACAUUGAGUUCAUAUUAUUGCAUUGGCAUCAAUAUUCAUGGACGUCAUAAUGCAAAGAGUCUAAAUGGAACUUUAGUAUUAUGCAAUGGCAAUAUAAUGCAAAGCUGAAAAGAGUGACUCAACCAUGCAACAGCUUCCUAGCAGAGUGUCAUCCAAUUAAAACAGCAAAAUAAUGCAAUGACUGAUCGUAAUGCACUGACAGCUAAAGCAAUGACUCUAUAAUGCACUCUACGAUGCAACGGUCUUCUUGUGUCACCUUCCCUAGAGGGUCCUGUUGGCAUUGUACUGUCAGUAGAUUUUCUCUUUAUGUAUUUGUCUAUAAGUCAAUUUUUUUUUCUUCUGUGGGACUUUGUGAGUGUGUGUUUGUGUGGUGUUAUGGCUUAGAAGUGCCACACCAACUUCUGGUCUUGAAUUGGAGUGGAGGAGCAAAAUGUUCAUGAUGCUAACUCAUCUACAUCUUGAAAUCAUUGUCAUAUUUGAAGAAGAACAUUCCUAAAUCGUAGUUAUUCAAAAGCCUCUGAACCUGCACUCUUCACUUUCUUUACGUUUGACUCUUUCAGUCUCUGGGUCUUCAUAACUUUGGUACAGACUUUGCAAACAUCAACUGGUGUUCUUUCUGCCUGGUUGUUGAAUGCCCCCUAGUGGUAUUUUAUGUUAACACUUCAUUGAAUCCUAUUUCAGAGUAGUUGCUCACAGCUACAGUAGCGCCACCAGCUAAGCCUGUCUCUGCCCUAAGGUGUCACUUCUGCCUCUUAGAGGCCUCGUUCCGAGGCACGAGACAGCCUUUAGCCUCAGUAUUUUGAUCGAUGAGGUCUCCGGUCAAUUCUGACAACCUGCUUUGGGAUUUUUACAAAUCAAGCAGAAUACAAGUCGAGUGGCUUUGUAGAAAUCAGGCAAGGAGCCCCUAACCAUAACCUUCUGCAUCAAGAUACGAUGCCAUGCCUUGGGGGAUUCUUCCCAAGAAGUGGAAAUCUGCUGUAUGAUGAGUAGGGAUGAGAUCACGGUGAACAGCUCAUCUCCAGUUACAAUAUGACCAUAGACAAUAUCAGUCAUUUUCUUGACAAAGUUUUCCUUACAAAAAGAUCCAGGGGAUAUAACAGAAUCACUCGAUAAAAAUAAUUGAAUUUGGAUAAUGGUAGAGUUGCCUGUCAGUUCACCUCUGUCAAAUGUCAUAAUGGGUCACCGUUCCCAUUAUGAUUUAUAGACCGAUCACUGUUUGUGUGAUAAAGGCAUCACUGCCCAAGUAUUGUACUAUGCAGCUAAGUUGUCCUCUAGCUUUGGAACACUGUGGCCAUACUACUCUGAUCCUGAAACAAGUAAACUAGUCAAUGUAAGACUGACCCUUUGUAUUUGUUUUGUAAAAGUCCCCCCUCAUUUUUGUAUCAUGUGAUUUGAUGUGGUUUGUAAGGUUUGAUUUAUCAGAGGUUGAUUUGGAUAAAUUUUUUAUGUUCAGAACAAUGUUUUUCUAUAACUUUUUUAAUGUAAAUUAUUUUCAAACAAGGAUGGCAAAUGUUUUUAAUAAGAUAAUUUGUUACAUCAUUGAUGUGUUUUGUUCCCAUUGCCUUCAAAUUGUAAAAAAAAGUAUAUUUUUCUAGCAAACUCUACUGUACAUCAUGUAAAGAAAUAGUAAAGAAAUUGAUAUUGUAAAGAAAAGAUAUUUGCCAAAAUUGUAUGAUGAGUAGUGUAUUUUGCCCGUGUGCCAGUCCGUAGGGCUUGGUCUUAUUAAAUAGUUCUAUCACUCUCAUUCUCCCUGAGCUGUUGUGAGAAGUGCUGCUGAGAACAGCUGUACAUAGUAGAACUAGCCAGGUUUGGGGACCAAGAAAAUACUGCCAACUCACUCUCGACUCAGCUCAAUGGUAGCUUUUCAAAUAGAUGAAAAUUCAGUUUGCAAAUCUAGGCCUCCUUCAUUUAGGUCCACAGAACUCGAUGCUUCCUGGCCAUGAUGUUGUUCAGAGAUUAUGUUCAUAUCUCUUGCAAAAAUGAUGUCACUGUCAAACUCUAUCCCAGUACUGCAGGUGGCUAAGAGCCUUUCCUGCUGAGUGCUGGAAGUCAGGCCCAUGACAGACAUAAAUCAGCAGAAGUACUCCAGUCAGCUUCUCUGGCAGUGAUUGGCACUGACGACAGCGAUGCUGCUUCAUCGCCUACAAGCCGCAGGUUAUUUACUUAAAGUACCCCGAUGUCAAUCUCCCUUUGUUAUAUUUCCUCUAGUGAUCAAACCUCAUUAAAUUCAGCCCGAGAGAAAACAUGACUUUUCUUCCUUCUGUUAAGUAUUUUCUGCUACUUUGAGAAUACAUCUAAUAAAGAUAAACAAAUUACCAGGGUAAAAGUGAAUGUUGGACCCUGGGGUCUUUAGGGGCAUUUAGGUUCAGGAGGACUUGGUUCACUGGAGGGCAGCUGCCUUCAGUGGAACAGUUUCCAGUUUAAGGUCAAGUCAUGGAGCAGGAAUGCUUAUGAGCCUCAUCUGCUCCACAUGUGAGCCCCAGUGACUAAGGGAACCUCAAAUCAUACAUCGUGCAUUGUAUGUAUGUGUGAGUGUGUGCGUGCGUGUGUAAAUCUGGGCAUUCUUCCAAAUCAUAGGUCAACACUGUCCCUUUGGGACCGGCAUAAUCAUAUUUCAAUCUGCUCCACCCAUUUCUAUUCAUCACUGCCCCUCUUUAAAGUAGAGACAGAAUGGCUCUUUGCUGAAGAAACAUACCAAAUGAGACCAUGAUUCAAUUAGCAUGAUUGGCCACUUUCUCUUUCCCUCUUCCUCCCAUGCACUACACACAUAGACACACGCUUCAGUUUAUUGUAGGGAACAAACCUAUCAAUUUAUUUAAUUACUUUGUCAGCAUCAGGAGGGGAAGGGGGGAUGGGGAUGAUUGGUGAAAGGGGCUGUAAGUGGGAGGCAACGUUAUUUAGCAAAGCUUCAGAAGUGACACAACGCCUUUCCAGCACUUCUCAUCACAGCAGGAGACGUAAUGCUUUGUGAUCGACCUUGUGGUCUUUAACCCGUUGGAAAG
Molecule: messenger RNA, 5684 nt
Organism: Hypomesus transpacificus
Lineage: Eukaryota; Metazoa; Chordata; Actinopteri; Osmeriformes; Osmeridae
Gene: gjc1
Product: gap junction protein gamma 1
Exons: 2
Coding region: 730-2232 (500 amino acids)
Biological process (GO): cell communication
Cellular component (GO): connexin complex
Source: RefSeq, a predicted model, not a curated record